This is a messenger RNA of Oryzias latipes (Japanese medaka), 2350 nucleotides long. It is a transcript of the gene clybl, whose product is annotated as citrate lyase beta like. Gene Ontology annotation, molecular function: (S)-citramalyl-CoA lyase activity. The record is from RefSeq and is a predicted model, not a curated record. Gene Ontology annotation, biological process: regulation of cobalamin catabolic process. NCBI's taxonomy places the organism in Eukaryota, Metazoa, Chordata, Actinopteri, Beloniformes, Adrianichthyidae.
CGACUCAUUUCGGACAUGGGAGGAAGUCCGGAAGCCAAUCGCUGCUCGCUGCUGCCAUCGUCACCGGAAAACAUGGCGGCGCUCAUGACAGGAGCAGUGAGACAGUUGGCUCUGCAGGAGAGCGGCUGGCUCCUGCCUGCAGUCUGGCAGAUGUAUACGGAAACAUGGCACCAUCACCAUCACCUUGCAGGCUCCUCUCUGGGCUACAUCCCCCGUAGGGCAGUUCUCUACUGCCCUGGCAAUGAUGAGCGAAAAUUGAAGAAACUGCCCACGCUGGAUGUCGAUUGUGCUGUGUUGGACUGUGAAGAUGGUGUGGCUCUCACUAAAAAGGUGGAGGCCAGGGAAACCAUAUCUCGGAUUUUGCCGGAGUUGAACCUCGGCCGGACGGAGAAGUGCGUGAGGGUGAACUCGGUUUCCAGUGGUCUAGCUGAAGCGGAUCUACAGGUUAUUCUGCAGGGAAGAGUUCUUCCUCCUGCUGUCAUGUUACCUAAGGUGGAGGACACUCAGGAGGUCCAGUGGUUUGUUGACAGGUUUCUGCACCACUUGAAAGGACGGGAGCUGACGGAGCCCAUCCGCCUGGUCACCUUUGUGGAAACCGCUGUGGGCCUGCUUAAUUUAAGGGCUGUGUGUGAGGAAUUUCGGCAACUUGCCCCCCAGGCUGGACUUCAUCAUGAUGGUGUGGUGUUUGGCUCAGACGACUUCUGCGCCAGCAUCGGUGCCACACGGACAAGAGAUGCCAAAGAGCUCCUGUACGCGAGACAGAAGGUGGUUGUGACGACCAAAGCAUUUGGGCUGCAGGCCAUCGACCUGGUUUACAUUGACUACAAAGAUGUGGAGGGACUGAGGCAACAGGCCAGAGAAGGAGCUCUUAUGGGUUUCACAGGGAAGCAGGUGAUCCACCCAGGACAGGUCCAAGCUGUGCAGGAAGAAUUUUCUCCAAGUCAGGAGCGGAUCCAGUGGGCCAAAGAGCUCAUCGCUGCUUUUGACCAACACCAGAAGGAGGGAAAGGGUGCGUUCACCUUCCGUGGCAGCAUGAUUGACAUGCCCUCGCUGAAGCAGGCUCAGAACGUUGUAGCGCUGAGCGCCACCGUGCCAAAGGAAAAUCCCGACGUGUGAGUGGAGAAAGGAGGAACCGCGGGGAUGAAGACGCUUCCAGAUUUGGCUUGAAGGCUCAUCACAACAUACAAAUACAGCUCUUCCGGGUCAUCCCCAAAUGCUUAAUUUCUGUUGAUUUGAUUGACUGGGAAAAUAUGUUACAAUUUUACAGAAGCAAAAACAAAAAAACUUUUGACUUUGCCUCUGGAGACCCCACCAAGCGCGGCCGGCGUGUGUUGCGGUGGGCCGUAUCCAUCCCCUCCAGCCUGAGCGCUUUCACCGUCUGCCUCUCUCUUGAGUUAUGAUGAAUGCUCUUCCCUCAACAGGCCACGCUCAGGGCAGAAGGGUAAACAAACAAAUCAAGCCGUUGUUCAGGGUCUAUUCACUGCGUCCCAGCCUUGCAGUCAGAUCUCAGCCCCCCCUGCUCACGGCUCGACUCACAAACUUCACAAAAGAAGAUGUAAACUCACCGUUCAGCUUUCCUCAGUGCUCAGAGCAGCUUUUGGUGGAACUGCUACUCUUUAUGCACUGAUUGGGUAAAUACACCAACAAUAAAAAGUGCUUUGGUAAAAAAAAAAAAAAAAAAGUGCAGUCAUGUCCACGUCUGACUUGCAGAGACUGCGAAGUGGGUGUGAUGUUGGAAUCAGACAGAUUAGUGGCCAUGUUGCGGCUGUAGACCAGGACCGGGCCUUUGUCUCUGUGACUGCGGAUGGGAGGAUAAUUGAGGGGGUGUUGAAUGGUUAAUAGUGCCAUUGGUGACCAUGGUAAUGAAAGGCGCCAUACCUCCUCUACCCCACCUCAUCCACUCGUCCUUCUCUGUGUCUCUCCUACUGUAUGAUCUAUUGUGUCUGGGGCAGAGCGGGGGUCUGUGCCAGGCCAGACAAAAAAUAUGGAAGCCCGUCCAGCCGGAGACCCGGACAGUAAGCUGUCUUUUUGGAUUUGGGCCAUGUCUUUAUCCUCUUAAAUGUAUUUUCAUUCACUUUUUUUGAUGUGAUCUGACAUUUGUUGGUAAAGAAACUUAUUGGUGACUUUUGCUGCGUGGAAUUAAAAAAAGAUGUGAAUAGGGUUCAUGUUUGAAGCGUUCAUCUCUUAAGCAUUAAUUUUAAAAGUUAUUUUGCCUGAAUUACUUGAUUUUGUGUGUUCUAUACAACUUGAACCAAUUCUAUAGUGACUGAUUUUUUUUUUUUUUUGCUAUAAGUUCAGUAACAUUUUUUUUAUAUUUCUGCCUAAGAUCAAUAAAAAUAUUACCAAAGAA